AAUCUCCCGUGAAAACAAACAAGAAAAUUUGUCAACAAUACAUUUAAUUUUAAUUUAAUAUUGAAAAGGUAUCUCAUUCAAAGACGGCAAUGCAUUUAUGGAAAUUCACAAAUUUGGUGUCUCUUUUAUUUGUGGUUUUUGCUUUGUUCUACUACCAUCACACUCAUCAAUUUCAUCUUUCCAUCAUGGCCGAAACCGAGCAGACCCCCAAAUCGAUUUACGACUUCACUGUCAAGGAUAUUCGUGGAAAUGAUGUGAGUCUGAGUGAAUAUAGUGGAAAGGUCGUUCUGAUCGUCAAUGUUGCUUCAAAAUGUGGUUUAACACAGUCAAACUACAAGGAGUUGAAUGUUCUUUAUGAAAAGUACAAAGACAAAGGUUUUGAGAUCCUGGCAUUUCCUUGCAACCAAUUUGCUGGACAAGAACCCGGAAACAAUGAGGAGAUCCAGGACGUUGUAUGCACCAGGUUCAAAGCUGAAUUCCCAAUUUUUGAUAAGGUUGAGGUGAAUGGGAAAGAAGCAGCUCCCCUUUACAAAUUCCUGAAAGCACAGAAAGGGGGCAUCUUUGGAGAUGGAAUUAAGUGGAACUUCACAAAGUUUUUGGUAAAUAAAGAAGGAAAGGUUGUGGAGAGAUAUGCUCCUACCACAGCUCCUCUCAAAAUUGAGAAAGACGUUCAGAAUCUAUUGGAGUCUUCCACUUCCUGAGAACCAAGGAGAGAGUUGCAUUUGCUAUUAAAUAUGGUUGAAAUAUGACCUGUGCAGAUGUUUAAAUACUAUUUCUUCUUUUACAGACUGGUGUUCUUGGUGCGUUUCGACUAUUCGUUAAUAAACCUUAUGUAGGCCUAGCCCUCUUUAUCUAUACAUUUAUUUAGGACUCAAAUCAUGUCCCAAGUUUAUUCUUUUCUGAAAAAAUUUGCAGUUUAACUCUUCAGGUAGUUGUAUUUGUUACACUUAAAUAAAUAAAAAAUUUGGGAGUAUACCUCCCUAUCGUCA
Molecule: messenger RNA, 989 nt
Organism: Humulus lupulus (European hop)
Lineage: Eukaryota; Viridiplantae; Streptophyta; Magnoliopsida; Rosales; Cannabaceae
Product: probable glutathione peroxidase 2
Exons: 7
Coding region: 90-701 (203 amino acids)
Biological process (GO): response to oxidative stress
Cellular component (GO): cytosol
Molecular function (GO): glutathione peroxidase activity
Source: RefSeq, a predicted model, not a curated record